GCAGGGAAGUAGCACUGCCGCUUGGUAUGGCGCGUUUCGCGGGUCUAGGGCUGGAACCCAUCCUCGCGGAUAGCGACGAUGACGAUGGAGACAUGGCGUUUAGGAGAGGCGGCUUCGGAAUAAGAGGAGGCGAGGACCGCAGAGGGAACGGGGGAGGCGGAAAUGACGCGAUGACCGACACUUGGCAGAACGAGUUCGGCAACAUCAAGGUCAACGACCGCGGCAUGCGGGUCGCGCAGAGGGACGGGCAAGAGGAGCUUCUUUUGGAGGGGCAGGUGGUGCCGGACCAGCUAGUGUUUGGAGACGGGCGUAUUAUCGGAAGGGGUGCGUGCUCGGUGGUGAACCUGGCGAGACACAAGGACACCGGCCAGCUCUUCGCGGUGAAGGUGUUCUCGCUUCUCGAUCGCGAGAAGCGGCGCCAGCUGGAUAGGGAGAUCGGGACCCUGCUCAGGUCCUUGGAGAAUGGGUGCUGCAGCCACUUGGUAGACUUCUUCGGCGCGUUCAAGAGGCCUGACGGGAGCAUCAGGGUGGUCCUGGAGUACAUGGACAGGGGCAGCCUUGCGGACGUUACCGAGUACCGGAUGCACAUACAGGCUCGAUGGAACGCCCGGCGAAAAAGCGUCGAAAAAGAGUCGAAGGAAGCGGCAUCGACGGAGGUGGCGAAGAAGGCGGGGGUGCAGGGGGCAGCCGGCAAGGUUCCUCAGAUCGGACGUGCAAACGGGGAAGGGUUGUCUCACAGGACGGAGACGUUUCCGUUGUCUGAUGAGGCGGAGGUGACCUUCCCUCCGGACAGAGGGCAAGACGGCGGUGGGUUGGAGCGGCUCGCAACGCAUCCCCAGGUUUCGGACGACGACGACGACAUGCCAGCAACCUUGGAGCGAUUAGGUGGCGGCGCCGGAGAAAAGACGCAGCGGCAGCAGACCCUCAUCAUGGGGAGCAGCGGCAAAAACGGGGGCGGCGGAGGCGGCGGCAUCGCCGCCGCUACGAGUGGUAUCGUGAAGAACCUAGCGGCCAAUGGUAGCGGUAGUAGUAGCAGUAGCAGAAGUAACGGCGUCGCUCAUCAGACCCGACAGCACCGGCAGCAUCGAACGGGCUCGUUCUCAAGCAAUUCUUCCGUAGGGGAGAGUCAGGCGCAGCAGGAGGCGAUCAUCUCCCUGGAGCCCCUGCUGCUGUCGGAGGGGGCGUUAGCGACGCCCGCGGCCGGCGUCAAGGAGACCCUUCUCGAGCGAGGAAGGGGGCAGGUCGAAGCGCCGUGGCUCGAUGACAAUGGAGACGGGGGGACCGGGGGGAAGCCCGCGCUGCGGUUCGAGCAGGAGCUGGAGGAAGACGAUAGACCGGAGGCCGCGGAGAGGCGGCGGGUGGAGGCGGCGGCGGAACUGGAGAGGCAGAGAGAGCAGGAGGAGUGGGAUCGAGCUUUCGAGGAAGAGCUGGUGCAGACGGGCCUUCCCGAAGACGUGGUUGCGGCUUGCGUCUACCAAAUAUUGGGGGGCCUGACGUACCUCCAUGAGCACAAUCAGCUACACCGCGACGUAAAGCCGAGCAACAUCCUUCUCAACGCCAGAGGGGAGGUUAAACUCACCGACUUCGGCAUCGCUCGAGAGCUUGACCACGCUGGGGCGAUGGUGGAGACGGUGGUGGGAACGGUCAGGUACAUGUCGCCGGAGAGGCUCCACGGGGAGGCGUACGGGCGGCCCGCGGACGUGUGGGGGCUCGGUUUGGUUAUGAUCGAGUGCGUCACGCAGGAGGCCCCCUACGCCGACGGUUGUUCCCAGAUCGAGAUCCUGCAGACCCUGAAAGAGCACGGCGGCAGCGGGCUCUUGCCCUCCGGCACAGAGGACAGAGUGCCCCUCAGCGAUGCCUUCGUCGGCUUCGUGGGCGACUGCCUAAGGGUCAACCCGGAGGACCGGCUUUCGACGGUGGAGCUGUUGAACUCGCGCUGGUUCGUGGAACAGGGGGUCCGCGGUCGCCAGGAUGCGGUCGAGCUCAUGGCGGAGUACCUGGAAGGGUUGUACGGCCCGCACGCCUUCAAGUACUUCGGGGACCCCGCGGCGCUCGAACCGCCGGCCUUGUAGCGAGAGCGCGAGGGUGUUUGUCUCCGUCGAGAGUGUGUUGUAGCUCGUGUCUGGCCGCGGCUGCCUCAGCGUGUGGGUAUUUACGCGCAUACGGUGGUGUGUGCCCUACCUUCUGGUGGGGAUUUCGAGUGGACAGGAAUGCCCCGGCGGCAUCUCGGGAUUAUAUUUGUAGCUGCGCGGUAGAAGGGGUUUCGGCACCGAAAGGGCGCGGUGUAUCUAUGAAUUGGUGGUGUUUGGUGCUGUUGUGGUGUUAGCGAGACCUCCAACGAGAGAUUGUUUUACCGACCGUUUUCGAAGAUCGGUCGCUAUCACGGUGCCUUGGAGUGUCGAGCUUGAUGUGUGGUUGAUUGGCACGAUUGCCCUUGAUGAUCGAGAGUGAUUUCGUGGAAUUCAUGUACGGUUCCGGGGGGGGGACGGCGACGGGUUGCGACGGUGCAUGGGAGUUGUAGACGACAACCGAUGGUAGGAUUAGACGAGUAGACAAGGUAGGGGGGUGGUGGCACAGCGAGAGCGAGUGCGCCGUACGCCGGUCGUAUCGCAAAGUUUUUAUAGAAGACGAGAAAGCAAAAACGGCCAAAACCUCAUGUUCGUCCUUCGUCAAUCGACGACGAGGAUGCUCUCUUUUGUGACGACGGUGUGCUGAAGCAGAAUUUUCGGACGGGUCAUGAGCGCGGUGCCUUCGAGUUUCUUGGCAAACGAAAAGGGUUUGUUCGAAAGAGUACCCCACCAGGCCGGUCGAGAUUAUCUACGUUGUGCCGAGGGAUGUUUUGUGCCGAAUUUGCGCCCUUUUGCUCACCGAUCGGCGUGCUCUACAACGAGCGGAGCAUCAGCGAACAUGGCUGAUCCAUUGGUUUUCGGCGUGGUUCAAUCUCCUCAGCUUCAGGAGGGUCCAUUUUUGUCAUGAGGGUGUGUGUGCUCACUCCGUG
Molecule: messenger RNA, 2998 nt
Organism: Ectocarpus sp. CCAP 1310/34
Lineage: Eukaryota; Phaeophyceae; Ectocarpales; Ectocarpaceae
Source: the annotation of a GenBank genome assembly